CACUUCCUGCGGCAGCUGCUCAAGAUGAGGAGGAGAGCUGGGCUUGGGCGGUGCGAUCUGGUCCCCUGGGCCUGAGCCCCACCUGCCUCCGACAGCGGACUUCCCCUAACCAGACCUGGGGCUCCCGGUAUGAGUGCUAGAUAAAUAGGCGUUUGGAGUCGUGAACCUGAGACACCGGAGGUAAUGCUGGCCUGGUUUUGAGUUGCUUGGAACGAGUGAGAAAUCACAAAAAUGGAGGACUUUAAUACCAGGACCUACGGUACCAGUGGACUGGACAACAGACCUCUGUUUGGAGAGACGUCAGCCAAGGAUCGGAUCAUCAAUUUAGUUGUCGGCAGUUUAACAUCCUUACUGAUUUUAGUAACGCUGAUCAGUGCUUUUGUUUUCCCUCAACUACCUCCCAAACCAUUGAAUAUAUUUUUUGCUGUCUGCAUCUCUUUGAGUAGUAUUACUGCCUGCAUACUUAUCUACUGGUAUCGACAAGGAGACUUAGAACCGAAAUUUAGAAAUCUAAUUUACUAUAUCAUAUUUUCUAUCAUUAUGCUAUGUAUAUGUGCAAACCUGUAUUUCCAUGACGUGGGAAAGUGA
Messenger RNA from Chrysochloris asiatica (Cape golden mole), 588 nucleotides. It is a transcript of the gene TMEM243, whose product is annotated as transmembrane protein 243, mitochondrial. NCBI's taxonomy places the organism in Eukaryota, Metazoa, Chordata, Mammalia, Afrosoricida, Chrysochloridae. The record is from RefSeq and is a predicted model, not a curated record. The coding region runs from base 232 to 588 and encodes 118 amino acids. The transcript is spliced from 4 exons.